AUGGAUCUCCAAGGCACUCCCAUUCAGCCCGGCAGCCGCAGCACCAAGGUCACCACCGACCCUCGCCGCUACCAACAACCCCGAGAAGAGCCCUCUGGCCCCAUCACCAACGACUCGCUUGCCGCCGAGUCCAUCCGCCAAGGCGGUGGCUUCUCUAGCAACCGUGGCGCGCAGCCCAUGGGCGCCUCUUCAGACAAUUCCACAGUGAACAACACCGACACCUCCGCCUCAAAGAAGCUCGACCCCACCUCUGUUCGCGGUUACCGCGAGGACCGUCAAAAGGCAGACAAGUUCCCUGAGGAGGUAGUUGGCCAGGGCAACUUCCCUGGCACACACUCGGACACUUCUGGCUACGCCGGCGGCUCGACCGCCGCUAAGCAGCAAAUGGGUCUCAAGGCUGGCGAGUAUUCUUCCGCCGCCAGCGGCAGUGGACACAGCCAGAACAACGCUGGUCAGACUCAGUCCGCAGGUGGUUUCGAGGGUGGUGAUGCGAAGAAUGCUAGCUUCACCGAGGAGCUUGGCUCAAGUGAGGACCCUAGCCGGGAGGCUAUCAACCAGAUGCAGCGCCAUAAUGCUGGUACUGCCCAUAACGCUGGUCGCUAUGAUCAGAAGGGCGUGAGUGCUGAGAGGACUGUCUAUGAUCACUUGGAGAGUGAGCAGCGCGCUUAA
Messenger RNA from Penicillium bovifimosum, 669 nucleotides. RefSeq lists its product as uncharacterized. The record is from RefSeq and is a predicted model, not a curated record. Bases 1 to 669 code for a protein of 222 amino acids. NCBI's taxonomy places the organism in Eukaryota, Fungi, Ascomycota, Eurotiomycetes, Eurotiales, Aspergillaceae. The transcript has a single exon.